AUGGCAUCACCAGCGCAAAGACGAUUCGCUGUCCCUUCCGCUGCAAGCAAUGAAGAUGGAGACUCUACAGCACCCCAGAGGUCAACUCGACGAGCAUGCGACUGCUGCCGAAAGCGCAAGGUGAAAUGUGACGGUGGCAAGCCAUGCGGGCCGUGUACGAAGGCUUCGAUCCAUUGCGCAUACCUCCAGCCGCCAAAGAAGAAAGGUCCCAAGGGCUUGAGGAGCGCACGAGUGUUACAUGCUCUACGACGGAUAGACGAGCAUGCUACGAAAUAUCCCGAGGACCCGAUAGGUCCACCAGAUCAGGCUGGCGCCUUUGGUGAUUGGGAUUGGCAGAACCAGGACAAUUCGUCGUCAACGGGAGUGGGCGUUACCAACGAAAUGCUACAACAACAGCAGCAGGAUGAUCUGUACCACCUGCAGACCAAGGUAGAGCCGGAACCAACACCUCUCCAGCAAAUGCCGACAUCAGUUCCACAGCCACCGCCAACGUCGCAACCAGUAACUUACACCCCGGAAGUAAGCUUGCAGACGUGGUCCUCUAACCCGGACUCGGGAUCAGACAGCGAUAUGCCAUCCACAGUAUCAACGACUAUGUCCAAGCCCAAACCAACACGCAUUGCUGGAGAAAGCUUCCAGCCUUACAUGCAACUGUUCUACGAGCAGAUGUUCUCGAUCAUGCCCAUCAUUGAUCGCAACGUCUACUUGGACCCCGGACUUUACAACAAUUCACACAUGUGGAGCCCGGAUUUGUAUUGCUUCAUCUGCGCCAUCUGCGCUGGGACUAUUGCCCAGUUGCAGGUCAACCAGAACAUGCCCGACAUGCCCCCACUCCAACCUCCCAAAGCCACCGAUGACUUUUUCGCCGCAGAAUGCUUGCGCGAGCGGAAGACGUUCGACUACAUUGAGGUCCCAACCACCCUCAGCGUUAUGACCUCGUUCUUCCUGUUCGCCUAUCAUGGCAACCACGAACAACACGGCAAAGCCUGGCACUAUCUCCAAGAGACCAUCGCCUUCGCUGAGAACCUCGAUCUGGAUGAUGAAAAGACUUACCUCGACCUCGACCCGAUGGAAGCGCAAUGGCGAAGACGACUGUACUGGCUUCUCUUCAUCACAGAACGAGCCUACGCCAUCCAACGCCGCAAGCAUGCCCGCCUACCCAAAAGCGUCCAGCAACCUUACCCAUUCGAGUAUGAGCACCCAGAAUUCCUCAACGGCUUCAACAAUCUCGGCACCCUUUUUGCCACCGUCGACGAGGACUUCGUCCGUGCCUGGCGCGGGUCGCGGAAAAAGAGCCUCUGCAACGAAGCUUGGCUCAAUCAGACACAAGAUCAAAUCGACAAGGUCGCCUUUGCGCUCGGCAAUGUCACGGAAACACAACACCUCGACAUCUCCGUCACACGGGAGUGGCUGCACGUGCUCGCCUGGCAGAUGGGCGUUAGUAACGGGCUCAUGUGGGGUGAAGGCGGUAUGAGCCUCGAUUACCCCGUCGAGCUAGCUCGGAAAGUCGUCAAUAUCACCGCCGGAGCGAACAGUCUCGCGCUCGACAGCCAUGGGAUCGGCAUGGAGCAGAAGCUUUCAGAUAUCGCGGGCUGUCUUGCAGACGUGCUGAAGUGCACUGCUGGGGACGAGAGUGGAGUCUGGGGAGAGGGGAAGCAGUAUCUUUCAAUCCUGCUGAGUCAAUUGGGGCGGAUGCGGGGGAGGGAGAGUAGGUAUUUGAAGCCGCUGCUGGAGAAAUUGGAGGGUGUGAUGAAUGAAGGGUUGGAGGGGCAAGGGGCGUGUCCACCUCUGCCUCAAGGUCCGACCGUCGCUGCGCCUGCCUUCGACCAGGAGCAAGCGAACAAUAGUGUAGGCGCCCAAGCGUUCCCGCCUGCGAACUUCGCAAGCACCUCGUACGACACCGCCCGCCUCACGCCACCGCAACGCUGGACCGUCGCCGACUCGUUCGGGAUGCUGCGCUCGCUAUCUCAGACGGGGAGUCUAGGCAUGCCGGGGCUGGGGUACAGUCCUGGCGUGCCUGGUAUGGCACAGCAACAACAACACCAGCAGCAGCAGCAGCAGCAGCAGCAGCAGCAACAAGCUCCAUCAUCGCAACCGCAGCAGUUUUCGCAGCAGCAGAAUGUGCAGGAGGGGGCGUUGCUGCAGCCGGAAGAGGACUGGGAUCAGAGACGGGAGAGUGGGAAGGUGUAUGAGGAGCAGGAGAUGGAGGAGCAGGGGUGGUGGCAGCGAGGGGGUGGGGGUGGGAUAGCGCAGGUCGGUUGA
Messenger RNA from Saxophila tyrrhenica, 2262 nucleotides. RefSeq lists its product as uncharacterized. The record is from RefSeq and is a predicted model, not a curated record. Bases 1 to 2262 code for a protein of 753 amino acids. The transcript has a single exon. Lineage: Eukaryota; Fungi; Ascomycota; Dothideomycetes; Mycosphaerellales; Extremaceae. Gene Ontology annotation, biological process: regulation of DNA-templated transcription; DNA-templated transcription. Gene Ontology annotation, molecular function: zinc ion binding; DNA-binding transcription factor activity, RNA polymerase II-specific; DNA binding. Gene Ontology annotation, cellular component: nucleus.